Molecule: messenger RNA, 8186 nt
Organism: Styela clava
Lineage: Eukaryota; Metazoa; Chordata; Ascidiacea; Stolidobranchia; Styelidae
Molecular function (GO): protein binding
Source: RefSeq, a predicted model, not a curated record
ACAAUAAGAAAGUUACAUACAAUCUUAUAUCUCCCAAGUCCCAAGUAUUCGAGAUUCGAUUCGAAAAAAAUAUUCGAUUUGAUUCUGAAAUCAUCAGGUAUUCAAAAAUGCCCAGCCCUAGUUGUGAGAAUCUUUAGCAAUAUCUAUAAUUUGAACUGGUCUUUUCGAUGACAAUCUGAUAUUUGCGAGUGAUGCAAAUUCUACUUUUUCAUGCUUUUCAUAAAUUUUAGCGAUUUCAAUAAAAUAAGAUACCAGUCAUGAUUUGAAAUUCAACGUGAAUUAAAUUUUAGGGUUGCAUCGAUGAAUAACACCCGAGAUGCUAGCCUAUACUAAUAUUGAAACUGAUUAUUUCUUUGUGCAUGAUAUAUGGUGCUGUUUGUUUAAAACCUUCAUUUUGCUUUUCUCUUUCAUUUAAAAUUGUAUUUCAUUAUAGAUAUAUUUAUAUUAGAAAAUAUUGAAGCUUAUUUCUUUAACUUACUUAAUGGUGAUGGCAUUAUUAUUUGAAUAUUAAUUUCAAAGCCAAUAUUUCAUUUUUUGAGUAUUUUUUUUUGUCUGUACUCCAAACAAGGCUGAAGGCAAGCAGUUGUUCGAACAUAAAUGGAGGAAGAUGUAAAUCAUCAUGCUUAGAAAUUCAGGCUUAAUAAUUGAUGAUGGUUACAAAACUAAAUUGCUGUCAACGUGUCAAGAUUUUAUCAAGAUGUCCCUUUUUUUUCCACCCAUGAGUAUAAUCAUCGUAAGCCAUGGCACUCAGCAGCGUUUUUUAUUUUCAAAGGUCUUCUGUUAUAAACUUAUAAGUAGUGUCUAAUUUGUAUUCAAUCCUUAUGCUUCACGGAAUUUUUGCUAAUCCUAAUUUAAGUUGGCUUUACAUGUACGUCAUGAAAAUUUAUCAAAUCAUACAAAAGAAUUCAGGAAUGCUGUUUGAGAGCAUCACAAAAAGUCUGUUCUAUAUUUUAGUUAUCAUUGCAUCAAUGCCCUUUUUGCCACCUUGGCACAGUGUUUUUUUGCCUCUUAUUCUUUCAGUCUUAUGCUUUAUGAUUCAUUCUAUGGACUUUAGUUGCUGCUGUAUUGAUUUUUUCUUUAUGCUUAUGGUGUUAUGCAUUACAAGAACCUGAAAUACGAAAAUAUAGGAAUAGUAAUAUUGUACAGUUUCAGGUAUCGGCAGAAGUGUUUAAGAUAUGUUCUAUUAUACUCAUAAUGAAAUUUGACCAUAUAAGAAAAAUCCCAAAAUUCUACUGUUUAUUGUAUUUCCUAAAAAACAUGAUAUAGGCCUACUGUUUUUAAAAUGUUUAUAUUUCAAAUGCUUUUGAGUAUAUGAAAGGGUGCAUCCAUAUAUGGUGUAGAAACAGGCAUCACCUGCCAUUUACCGGUCGGUACCUGUAGAUUUAUAUCGUCUGGACUUCCUUGCUGGGAAGAUACAUUUCUGUUUCUGCAGGGAUGUCCAAAAUGAAUUGAAUGUUCAAAUUUAUACAAAAUUCUAGACUUUAUCAAGCAUAACUUAUAUCUGGAAAUUUGUCUAAUUUUUUUGAGCAUGUAAUCAAUGCUCAAGAUAAAUUAUAUUGAUAUUCUAGAAAUAGACAAUCAAUCAGAACCAAAUUUAUGUCAAUUUUUUUUUUGUACUGUUUUCCGUAAAUUUACAUAGAUUUGACCGAAAACAAUUUUAUUUGUUUAUUAACAUGACGUUAUUCAAGAUUUCUUCAAUAUUCACAUUUUAAAACAUUUCAAAAUCCAUUUAGUAAAGUGAUUUGUUUAGUUUGGCCUUACCUAGUUUUUCCGUUCUAGUAUCUAACCAAAUAUGGAUGCACUCUGAUAACGUAUCAAAAUUUAAUUUCUGCGAAAAUGGUAUCACUGAAUUGCAUUUAUUUUCUCUAUAUUAGUGUUGCAAUUAGAAAUAGGAGUGUGAUAGUUCUAUCUACUUUUAUUACAAUGAAAACCUGAUGGCUGAUAUUGAAAGUGUUGCAAAUUGGUAUUCAAAACAAGUUGUCAAUUGGUUUAAAGGUCUGGAUGAAGAUCUUCAGUGUUACGUUCCGAAUCUGGAAGAAGCAGCAAUCACAGGAGCACAGUUACUUGCACUCCACUAUGAAGACUUGAAUAAUCUUGGAAUUAUACCAAUCGGACAUCAGGAGUUGGUCCUUGAGGCAACAGAACUACUGAAACAAUUGCACUUCGACAUUGACACUGAAAAUCUACAAUCUCGUGCUCUGGAUUUAAAUUGUAAAUGCCGCGCUCUUCGAUCAAGCAUUACCUCUCGUAGACGGAAUCUCGGUGGACAUGACAGUGAUAUUCCCGAAGCACUUCGUAGAGGACCAAACGUUCAACUGCUGCGAUCGGCUUGUGAUGUGCUAGAUAGUUCGAAGCUUAUGGUCAUGUGGUUGGACAGGCCUCCUUUCUUCAGUCAACCUGACAUGAGAAGAGUACGAGCUAACAUAGUUAAACUGAGUUAUGAAUUGAGUACAACAGUACAACAGAGCGUGUUUGCUUGUGUUAUUGAAGAUGCAGCAUUAUCAAUAUGCGGUGAAAUGGAAGGAUGUGUGAAUCAAUUGAUUGUCUCAAGCGAUCCUAUGACAAUACAACCAUCUUCAUUAGAAACGGCUCAUCUUGUAAACAGAGAUUCUUCUGCGGGAUUGGGACUGUUCAUUAAAGCAACUUUCGAAGGACAUCAUGUUAUAACAGGAACAAAAGAAGGAUCAAUAAGUUCCAAAAUCCGAAGAAUUGGACUUGGUGAUGAAGUUGUUGCUGUCAGUGGACAAACUGUGGUUGGAUGGCAAUUAUCAAAAUUAGUAGCUGCCUUGAAAGAAUCACCAAACGACAUCAGUAUAACUUUGAAGAAACGUCCACAUUUUGCAGCAACAAAUUCUGCAGUAACUCCAACUCAACGUAGACAACACAACAUCGACAGAAGCCUCACUGUCGCACCACCCGUGUCACCCAUUCGUAAAGUUGCGGACUCAAGAAAAAACAGUGUUGAAGAUACGAUAAACAGUUCAAUGGAUUCAGCUUUCAAUCUCAGCAUCACUGAAAACCUGAAAUCACCAAAGAAACAGGAGGGAAAGAAGAAGAAAAAGCUGAAAAAACAGAAAGCGAAAUCAUCUAGUAAUAUUUUGGCCAGUACAGGAAAUAAAAAAUCAAAACGAAACUCCGUUAACUCUUUUGAAUCAAAUGAAGGAAGUAUGCAAUCUGCGUCAUCCAACGAAGGUGUGCUGUCUAUUUCUACUGGCAACCUGACACGACAUAUUGACCUUCGGAAAAACCUUGAGCGGGUUUUAGGGCGAGAAAGACCAGAGAGUGCAGAUGUUGCUGGACGCAAAACUAAAUCGAAAGAUAAGCGUACGGAACAUAAACGAAAAAAAGGUCAUGGCAGUGUUGAUGAUUUACUGAAACUUCAAGGAAAGAACGCGAGGGCUCAGGAAAUUUUAAAAGAAAUGAACUUCAAGCAGUUAAAAAGAAAGGCACAAGGGAGAUCAGUUUCAUACAGCGAUGUGCUAGAUAGGAAGGACUCGCUUAGUAGCACACCUAUUCCACUAAACAACGAGCCAAUGAUCAUAGAACCUCCUUCCUCACCAUUAGAUAUGCUUGUUAUACCUCCACCUCCUCCAGCACCUUAUACUCCUAGGCCAGAAAACAACACUCCACUCACUAUUGAAUCGCUUGAUACUUCAUACAUUAGCAAUGACGAUAUUCUACCAAACCAGCAUUCUUCAGAAUCUCCAAACUCUAUACUUGACAUUGAGCAACGACGUCGAUUUACCGUUAUCGGUAGUGAGCAAAUGGAUGAUAAAUGGUACGAGUCUCUGCUUUCUCAAGUCAAUACAAAAAGAGCUAAGAGAGAAAAGGCUUCAGCAAAACAAGUUUUAGAAAAAUUGGAUGAAACGACGGCAUCUGAUGACAGUGUCUUCUUUAAAUCUACCAAUUCACCAGAGAAGGAGGUUGUCAAAAGAAGGCCACAGAAACCCCCACGUAGAAACCGACCAAUGUCAAUGCCUCCAAAUUACUACAGUCCAACAAAAUUACAACAAUACAGAGCGAAUAAGGGAAAACUACUAACAGCGAUACCAGAUGAGAGCUCAAUUCCCGCAGAUUCAUCCAAAAUUUUACCAAUGUCCCAUCAUGUUAAUGACAACGGUGUUAAGAAACUGGCACCACUUAAUUAUACAUCGGAAAGUCCGCAAAAUACGGUACAAUAUAGAACACCGAAUGAUAACAGAGAUAGAAGAUCUCCCAGUCAAAGACACAGUUGGUCUUUGAAUAGUAAUAACAGCAACAACGGAGAAGUUGGAAAUUCACCAGUGAAAAAGAAUCAAAGUAAGAUCCCACCUAAGCCUCCUGUACGUUCCACAUCUAAGAAUCUUUUUUCACCUGAGCAACAGCAACGACCUGCAUCUGCAACACCCAGAUCUACUACCGCAACUUCUUCACCUAGUCCAGAUAACAUGCCGUUCAAAGAAAAUAAACCAAAGGACUUGGACAAGUUGCCACUCGAUCCAAAAUCAUCUGGCCGACCAAAGAGUGCAACAGAAUCUCAGAAUCAAUACGUUGGACUUUUACAAAUCAAACCACAGAGUGGUGCUUUAUCAGAUCGCUCCGAUUCACCAAUAAGGAGAAAUCGAUCUAAAACUGACGCUUCGAGUGAAACGACAUCGCCAGAGAAACGAGAUAUUGCUGACGAAUUAAGUAAAUACUUAAUAAGAAAAAGAUCAGGUUUAAGUUCAUCAGGAGACCCUUUCUCACCACCGCCCGUUACUUCUUCUCCUAUUCCCCUCGAAAAUGACACUUUCGUUCUGUCGAAAACGCAAUCAAAAUCUGUCGGAGCAACACCGACUGCCAAAACACCAAUGAUGCCACCUGUUGCUAAGCCUCGUACCAAACUCACAACCCCGACUGACAAAGUUAAACCGCCAGCAAUAACCUUCGAUUCACCAAAGGAUAAUGCUUUGCAACCUGGAGGAAGUAAAAAAGACAGAUCGAAGUCGUUCGAUUUUUCUGAGUCUCCUAAAUCGAAAAAGAAAGAAGCUCCACCCCCUAGAAGAAAAAGUGAGGAAGUCACUAAAAAAAUGAAACCCGUGAAAUUGUCUGAAGUUGUGAUACCAAAACCUUCAGCUGUUUCACAACUUGCUCGUGCUUCUCCAAGUUCGCGUGGUUCCUAUGUUGCUGCAAUCGAUGUUGGUUAUGCAUUGGAAAACUUGAAAAAUACUCAGCAAUCGAAAAACGAUGAAAGGAAAGCAAGAGAACCUAGUCAUUCCGGAAGUUUCUCUAAAGAUACAGACGAAUUCGGAUUCAAAGUCAUUGAUGGAGUUAAAGUAAAGUUACGAAAGGGUCCAUCGUCUACUACGUCAUCCAAGUCUAGUGGAAAGAAAAAAAUUGCACACAAAGUUCUAGGGAUUGACAGAUUGAAGACAUCAGACCCGGAUAUGAGAAGUCGUCGUGUAUCUUGUCGAGAUUUAGGACAAGGUGAAUGUGACGGUUGGUUAUGGAAGAAGAAAACAAGCGCGAAUUCACCAUUGACUUCGAAGUGGAGUAAAAGAUGGGUCGUUCUAAAAGAUGGAGCAUUGUAUUGCUAUCAUACUGAUGAAGAUGAUAAAGCAGAAAGUUAUAUUUAUUUACCAGGUUAUCAAGUGACUCCAGCAGUUGAGAGCAAAAAGAGAUAUGCUUUUAGAGUAUCACAUCCCCUCAGGAAAACGUUUUAUUUUGCAUCGGAUAGACAAAUGGAUAUGUCUCGAUGGAUGAAUAAGAUGGGACUAGCUGCUAUUGAGUAUGGAACCCCUACUUCCUCUCCAGCAACGUCAAAUGGAGAUAGAGUUAAUGAAAAAGAAAACAAUAAAGAAAAGGAUUAUUACAGCGAAAGUGACUCCGAGGAAGCAUUCAUAUCUCAAAGCGAAACGAGUAACCACUCUAGUACACCGAGUAGUUCACCGGAAAAAACGGUCAAGUUAGAAACUGAGAGAGUUAAAAAAACUGCUGCUUCCAUGCCGAAGCGGAAACCAGGAUCGCGACACGUUUCAACGCAACCUGUACUAAAUAGGAGCGCUCGGUUUCCAAAAAACAAAGCACAGCAGUUACAAGAAAGCAAAAAUACAUCAGCGGAAACACAAACAACAGACUCGAUAGAGAAAAACUUGAGAAAUAGGUCAAAAUCAGAAGCUCCACUCAGAACAAAAAAGUGGUUGCAAGACAAUAAUGGUGAUAAAAUUCACACAUCGAGUGCCUCACUAGAUGCAAAUGAUAAUUUACAUGUGAAUGUCAGUCCCGAUGAAUCGCCAUUUACAUCUCCAAUAAAGAAACCAGCUGUGAAUGCGGAUCAGAGAAAGCAUAAGACAGAUGACAAAAGAAGAAAACAAUACCUCGAAUCGAGUCAUUUAUCAAGUAGUUUAGAAGCUGUUAACGCAUCAUUUAAUGAUGGGAUGAAACCAGCUCAUAGUGAAGAAGAACUACAACAUUUGAAAAGAGCUGCAGCAAAAAAGGCUGAAGAAAUGCAAAAGAAAUCGUCCAAUACCAGUUUAGCGUCUAAUCAAUCAUCUGAAAAUGUGCGUGCGGUGGAGCGUGAUGGUAAUCUCACCAAAAACAAACCUCUGAAAAGCGUAAAGAUAUGUGAUGAUGACACACAGUCGAAACCAUCAAGAUCACAAUCUGAAGCCAACGUGAAAUCACCUAAUCGAGAUUGGUUACCAAGAAGGGACAUAGCUGGUCGACCGAAAGUAAAAGCAUCAGACGUUGAGUCGAGACCAAGAAACUCAAGUUCUAUCGACGACUUAUGCAAAGCUCUUCAACAUGCGGAAGUCGAUAUUCACGGCGUUAAUCGAAGAACGACCCUACGCCGAAAAAUGACUAUUCUUUCAAGGGAUCCCAAGAAGAAUGAGCUUAUGUUGAAAAAGAGAGCACUUCAAAGACAACUCAAGGCACUUGAAGGAGAAUUAGAAUAUUAUAAUUUAUUGGACGAAAAAACCAUAACUUCACAAGUUCUCCAUGAAUGGAUCAAUCAACAACCUUCCAUUGUUGCUGAAUUGGGAACAAUAAGAAAAAUGUCAAAAAUACGAAGAAAGCCUGCCGAGCAAGCGUUUAGUAAUAUUCCUGAGGACAAUGAUUCUGAAGACAUUGAACAAGGGUCGUCAUCUGGAAAUAGUGAAGCUGUGUCAUCACAACCUGUCGAAGACUCCCCUAACAUAGGAAACGAAACUGUUGGUGAAAAUACUAUUCCAGUACCAGUCAAAAGACGCUCUAAAGCCCUAGAAAAAAAUGAAAAUACUCCUAUUGAACAAAAUAAUCCUUUAAAUUUAGAAGUAAAUUUACCAACGACUCGGCCAAGGUCGUGUGCUAUGUCUAAUACUGAUUAUGAUAGAAUGAAACCCAGAGCAAAAACAACUGCGUCGCCAACGAAGGACCCUGUCACACCCCGACAAUCUUUGACCUCGCGUACUUCAUAUUUAGAAACAGAUUUGUAGCAACGCUGAGUAUUGAUCAUUCCACUGGGACCCUGGCACACCCCGUCAACCUUUGAUCUCGCGUGCUUCAUAUUUUGGAAACAGAUUUGUAGCAACGCUGAAACUUGAUUACUCCAUCCAGAAGCCAUGGUCAAUUCAGGAAAUGCUAAAAUAAGUCAUGAAUGUUGUUGAACAUGAUGUCAUGAACAGAUACUUGUAUGGUAUCCAGUUCAAGCGGGGUUUUGCACUUAGCUGCUCUAUACCAAUCUAUGGCUUUUCAUUUCAUCAGAAUUGGAAUAUCAUUUAAAAACAACCUCAUUGUUGUUACUGGCACAUGUAAAAUUUUCGGUUCAUUUACGAACAAUGGUAUGUACUGUUAAUGUGUGAAUGGUUUCCCAGUGGCUUACUGUUGUCGUUAGGUAGUGUUACAAUUCACAAAAAUGUGAUUAUAAAUUUGGAUGUAUAAGUUUUUUUUUUGUAAUUUUGAAUAAUUUUCCAUCGGGUGGUGAGUUUCAAUUGACAAGAAGUAUUUUUAAUUUUUCUAGGGUAGAUUAUUCCAAAAAGAUAUAUAAUUUGAUAAGAAACAUUUUCUUUCGACUUUUGAGUAUCCCUUGUUUAGUAAUAAUUUCUAUUUAGUUGAGUAUUUUUCUGAGUGGUUUUGGCUCACGUUGUAUUAUGAAGAAAAUAUUUGUUUUUCUACUUUUUUAACCUUCUAUGCAAGUUCAAAUGCUCUGCACAGUAAAAAUGAAUUAAAUCAAUGAUAUGCGUAUGGUA